This is a messenger RNA of Cucurbita maxima (winter squash), 701 nucleotides long. Its product is annotated as actin-related protein 9-like. Lineage: Eukaryota; Viridiplantae; Streptophyta; Magnoliopsida; Cucurbitales; Cucurbitaceae. The record is from RefSeq and is a predicted model, not a curated record. The transcript has 7 exons. Bases 8 to 619 code for a protein of 203 amino acids.
ACCACCUAUGGGAUUGUUCUUCCCAAUGCUAUUGGUUCCAGAUGUGUAUCCACCACCACCCCGUGCAUGUGAUGAUAUUUUUAGGUUUCAUGACCAUGAGGAUAUGCUGGAAGAUACAUGGCAUACAGAGUACUCCAGAAGACCUGAUUUACCCGAUAAUGUAUAUCCUGGCGUUAACGUUAAUUUCCCUAUGUGGGAUACCUACCCAGUUUAUGCAACUAAACCAAAGAAAGAAGAGAACGUUGGUCUUGCUGAAGCUAUCACCAGCAGCAUCCUCUCAACAGGGCGGAUUGACCUCCAGAGGAAACUGUUCUUAAGCAUACAGUUAGUUGGUGGGGUGGCUCUGACAAGGGGUCUUGUUCCUGCAAUGGAGGAAAGAGUCUUGCAUGCAAUUCCUUCAAAUGAAGCGAUAGACACUGUUGAGGUGUUACAAUCAAGAACAAACCCUUCUUUUGCAUCAUGGAAAGGCGGAGCGAUUAUUGGAGUGCUUGAUUUUGGGCGGGAUGCUUGGAUACAUCGUGAAGACUGGAUUAACAGCGGAAUUUUUGUUGCAAGUGGCAGAAAAUACAAGGAUUCUUAUUAUCUUCAAGCACAAGCGAUGUGCUACAUGAACUCCUAAAAGGUCUGUUUCUGCUAUUUGCUAAUUCUAGCACAAACUUCUCAGCAUUUGGGCAAAUAUGUACAUAAAUGAUGUUAGUUUA